GGAGCCGUCCGGCGGCGGCGGGUUGGGUCGCGGGGCUGGCGCGCGGCGCGGAGCAAGAUGGCGGCGGCGGCGGGAGCUGGUGCGGCCUCUGGGCUGCCGGGGCCGGUGGCCCAGGGGCUGAAGGAGGCGUUGGUGGACACGCUCACCGGGAUCCUGUCCCCGGUGCAGGAGGUGCGGGCGGCCGCCGAGGAGCAGAUUAAGGUGCUGGAGGUGACGGAGGAAUUUGGUGUUCACCUGGCAGAGCUGACCGUAGAUCCCCAGGGGGCAUUGGCGAUCCGUCAGCUGGCAUCAGUCAUCUUGAAACAGUACGUGGAGACUCACUGGUGUGCCCAGUCGGAGAGGUUCAGGCCUCCUGAGACCACAGAAAGGGCAAAAAUUGUCAUCCGGGAGCUGUUGCCCAAUGGCUUGAGGGAGUCGAUAAGCAAGGUGCGCUCCAGCGUGGCCUAUGCGCUGUCAGCCAUCGCUCACUGGGACUGGCCCGAAGCCUGGCCGCAGCUCUUCAGCCUGCUCAUGGGGAUGCUGGUGAGCGGAGACCUAAGCGCAGUCCACGGCGCCAUGCGAGUGCUCACAGAGUUCACUCGAGAAGUCACAGACACCCAGAUGCCGCUGGUUGCUCCUGUCAUUCUCCCAGAGAUGUACAAGAUCUUCACCAUGGCCGAGGUGUAUGGUAUUCGAACCCGUUCCCGAGCCGUGGAGAUUUUUACCACUUGUGCCCAUAUGAUCUGUAACAUGGAGGAACUGGAGAAGGGUGCGGCCAAAGUCUUGAUCUUCCCUGUGGUGCAGCAGUUCACAGAGGCCUUCGUCCAGGCCCUCCAGAUACCAGACGGCCCCACGUCUGACAGCGGGUUUAAGAUGGAAGUCCUGAAGGCAGUGACAGCCCUGGUGAAAAACUUCCCAAAGCACAUGGUGUCCUCCAUGCAGCAAAUUCUGCCUAUUGUUUGGAACACCCUAACUGAAAGUGCAGCUUUUUAUGUGAGGACAGAAGUAAAUUACACAGAGGAAGUAGAAGAUCCUGUGGAUUCUGAUGGCGAAGUCCUGGGCUUUGAAAAUCUCGUCUUUAGCAUUUUUGAAUUUGUCCAUGCUCUCCUGGAAAAUAGCAAAUUCAAAAGCACUGUCAAGAAGGCCUUGCCUGAGUUGAUUUACUAUCUCAUCCUGUACAUGCAGAUCACCGAGGAGCAGAUUAAAGUGUGGACAGCCAACCCCCAGCAGUUUGUGGAAGAUGAAGAUGAUGAUACUUUCUCCUAUACUGUUAGGAUCGCAGCCCAAGACUUGUUGCUGGCUGUGGCCACUGAUUUCCAGAAUGAGAGCGCAGCAGCCCUGGCCGCCGCAGCAACUCGGCAUUUACAGGAAGCUGAGCACACCAAGAAUGGCGGCACCGGACAUUGGUGGAAGAUCCAUGAGGCAUGCAUGUUGGCCCUCGGCUCGGUGAAGUCCAUCAUCACUGACAGUGUGAAGAAUGGCAGGAUCCCCUUCGACAUGCAUGGCUUCCUGACCAACGUUGUCCUUGCAGACCUCAACCUCUCAGUGUCUCCUUUCCUCUUGGGCCGGGCCCUUUGGGCUGCCAGUCGGUUCACUGUUGCUAUGUCCCCUGAAUUGAUCCAGCAGUUUCUUCAGGCAACAGUUAGUGGUCUUCAUGAGACACAACCCCCAUCAGUUCGAAUUUCUGCAGUGAGAGCCAUCUGGGGUUAUUGCGACCAGCUGAAAGUCUCAGAGAGCACCCACGUGCUUCAGCCCUUCCUCCCCAGUAUCCUGGAUGGCUUAAUUCACCUGGCGGCUCAGUUCAGCUCAGAGGUCCUCAACCUGGUGAUGGAGACCCUGUGCAUCGUUUGUACGGUAGACCCAGAGUUCACAGCAAGCAUGGAGAGCAAAAUCUGCCCCUUCACCAUCGCCAUCUUCCUAAAGUACAGUAACGAUCCUGUGGUCGCCUCGCUGGCUCAGGACAUCUUCAAGGAGCUGUCCCAGAUUGAAGCCUGCCAGGGCCCCAUGCAGAUGAGGCUGAUUCCCACCCUGGUCAGCAUCAUGCAGGCACCAGCAGACAAGAUCCCUGCGGGGCUCUGUGCGACGGCCAUUGACAUCCUGACCACGGUCGUGCGGAACACGAAGCCCCCCCUCUCCCAGCUGCUUAUCUGCCAGGCUUUCCCUGCUGUGGCCCAGUGCACCCUCCACACGGACGACAACGCCACCAUGCAGAAUGGUGGUGAGUGCCUGCGGGCCUACGUGUCGGUGACGCUGGAGCAGGUGGCCCAGUGGCAUGACGAGCAGGGCCACAAUGGGCUGUGGUACGUGAUGCAGGUGGUGAGCCAGCUCCUGGACCCCCGCACCUCCGAGUUCACUGCCGCCUUCGUGGGCCGCCUCGUGUCCACCCUCAUCUCCAAGGCGGGGCGGGAGCUGGGCGAGAACCUGGACCAGAUUCUCCGUGCCAUCCUCAGCAAGAUGCAGCAGGCGGAGACGCUCAGCGUCAUGCAGUCCCUGAUCAUGGUGUUCGCCCACCUGGUGCACACCCAGCUGGAGCCCCUCCUGGAGUUCCUGUGCAGCCUCCCGGGGCCCACCGGCAAGCCUGCCCUGGAGUUCGUGAUGGCCGAGUGGACCAGCCGGCAGCACCUCUUCUACGGGCAGUACGAGGGCAAAGUCAGCUCUGUGGCGCUGUGUAAGCUGCUCCAGCACGGCAUCAACGCGGAUGACAAGCGGCUACAGGACAUCCGCGUGAAGGGGGAGGAGAUCUACGGCCUGGACGAGGGCACCCGCACCCGCUCCAAGUCGGCCAAGAACCCUGAGCGCUGGACGAACGUUCCGUUGCUGGUCAAGAUCCUGAAGCUGAUCAUCAACGAGCUGUCCAACGUCAUGGAGGCCAACGCCGCCCGCCAGGCCGCCCCUGCAGAGUGGAGCCAAGAUGACUCCAGUGACAUGUGGGAGGACCAGGACGAGGACGACGACGAGGAGGAGGACGGCCUAGCGGGCCAACUCUUGUCCGAUAUUCUUGCCACAAGUAAAUACGAGGAGGACUACUACGAGGAUGACGAGGAAGACGACCCUGACGCCCUGAAGGAUCCUCUCUAUCAGGUCGAUCUGCAGGCGUACCUCACGGACUUCCUCUGCCAGUUUGCUCAGCAGCCCUGCUACGUGGUGUUCUCAGGCCACCUCAACGACCACGAGAGGCGGGUUCUGCAGACCAUUGGCAUCUGAAACGGUCCUCCUCCUGCCCCGCCGCACACCGUUUUGCAGCCCUCACUGGCCUUGAGAUGCACUUUCUUCUCAGCCUGGAGCGGCCUCUGCAGAGUGACACUGGCAGUACAGACCAGGCUCCCCAGUGCCAUCACCUAGGAAUGCUGGGACAAAGGACACUUCCCAAAGCGCCCUGAAGCAGCCCGUCUCUGGACCCUUCUUGUCCCCAGCUGUGCCCGCCUCUGCUCCUAGGGUCCUCUGCUGGCCGGGCCAGAAUCACGGUGCCCAGAAGGGUUAUGUGUUCAUGGAUUAUUCGGCCUCGCCUGAGGAGCACCGGAAGUCACGACCGUUCAUAUUCUCAAGUGGACCUGUUUCCUUUCGCAGGACGUCUGACGCGUUCAGAUAGGAAUACCCUCGGGCGAGAAUGGUGUUUUCUGCCCCGCACCGCAGACGCGCUGGGUCUUGUAGGAGCGAGGGGAAGCGGCGCCAGGGCCCCCCAUUCCUCCUGCGACACUGAGACUCCCCGUCGAAGGAGGUCGUCUUGGUUUUGCCUCGUUGCAUGACACAGCCCCUCCCCGACAAUGUUCCUCUGUAUACAUGCACGCACACGGGAUAAGCCAGACAGAUGGCAAUUUGUUUUUCCUUUUUUAGAAAAAAAAAAAAAUGAGGGAAAAACAGAUUUUUUAAAAAAGUCCACCUGACCCAACCAUAUUUAACAUGCCUCUCACACACAUCCCCACACAGUCUGAUAUUCAGAGGCUCCCCCUCUCCCUCAGGAAUUCUCUAAGGUGGGUAAGUUGUAGCCCUCAAAUUUGCAAUGUGUAUUUUUCUAGGAGAGUAAAGUAAUCUUUACAAAUGAA
Messenger RNA from Balaenoptera acutorostrata (minke whale), 4022 nucleotides. RefSeq names its product importin 9 (gene IPO9). Lineage: Eukaryota; Metazoa; Chordata; Mammalia; Artiodactyla; Balaenopteridae. Gene Ontology annotation, biological process: protein import into nucleus. The transcript has 24 exons. Gene Ontology annotation, molecular function: small GTPase binding. Bases 58 to 3183 code for a protein of 1041 amino acids. The record is from RefSeq and is a predicted model, not a curated record. Gene Ontology annotation, cellular component: nuclear envelope; cytosol.